AUGGCUCUUUUAUGUUUGGAAGCCGUGGUCGACUCCUCAGAAGGGAGCAGUGAUUCGCUGAGUAUUGUCCUGCCGGGGAUUUCAUCCACAUUGGCUAACAUUGCUUGCAAUUCAUCAUCGGGACAUUUUCAGAUUCCAGUUUUAUCGCUCAAGAUAAUGUCACGCGCUGUAUGCUUCUGUAUGGCGGAUUCCAUGCAGUGUAGCGAAUACACUCCCAUAAAGGAGCUGGAACCAGCAAUUCAAGAGCUAUAUGUGCAACGUGAUGAAAGUUGGAGGGCUUCCACGGCUGCAAAUAUAACCAAAAUAGUACGAGUCCUUUGUGCGACACUUGCUUUGCAUCGAGAUGAAGAUGUGAGGAUGACAUUAUUGGAGUCUGUGUAUUCUAUACGAUGCGAGUGCAGGAAAAGCUUCAAAAAUUCCCUUGAUAACUUUUUGCUGGAUUUGUUUCUGACUAUUCAGACACCUUCUUCACCAUGCAGAUUGGUCGAACUCAUCAGUAAAGUUCGUGACGAAGAUACGUCUGCGUUUUCUCUUCAUAUGCAUGAAAAGCUGCGUGAGCUCUCGGAAAGAAUACCUUUGAACAUACAAAAGAAGAUGACCGGCAUCGAUGUUUUGUUUCGUCAGGUAUAA
Molecule: messenger RNA, 630 nt
Organism: Cooperia oncophora
Lineage: Eukaryota; Metazoa; Nematoda; Chromadorea; Rhabditida; Trichostrongylidae
Source: the annotation of a GenBank genome assembly